Colletotrichum acutatum is the source of this 1930-nucleotide messenger RNA. RefSeq lists its product as uncharacterized. Lineage: Eukaryota; Fungi; Ascomycota; Sordariomycetes; Glomerellales; Glomerellaceae. The record is from RefSeq and is a predicted model, not a curated record. Gene Ontology annotation, molecular function: Rab geranylgeranyltransferase activity. Gene Ontology annotation, biological process: protein geranylgeranylation. Gene Ontology annotation, cellular component: Rab-protein geranylgeranyltransferase complex; cytoplasm. Bases 200 to 1444 code for a protein of 414 amino acids. The transcript has 3 exons.
CCCUGCUCUGGCGCGCGCCGCCCGCGCUGCCGCCAAGUUCCCGCAUCAGCUUCAUGCCACCCAGAGCUCGCAGCACCUUCAACCCCCGGCCCCCAAGACUUGACUUUGAGCGGACUGUAAUUUCUCUCCGUCCUCCCUGAUCGACCUCCCCUUUUCCUGUCAGAUCAUCUCGCUCUCCUAGAGCACCCCUUAGAUCUCCAUGGAAAGCCACGGCAUAGCCCGCACAGCCCGGAAACCACGCACCGAAGCCCAGCUCCAGGCCGACCUCGCAAAGAUUGCCAACCUCCGCGCCCUCGAAGACGCCCUCCUCCGCGCCUCGCCGCAGCCCGCCGAUCCGGCCGACCCGGCGACCCUCGCCCUGACCACGAAGCUCCUGCGCCUGAACCCGGAGCACUACACGGCAUGGAACGUCCGCAGGCGCUGCCUAACCUGUGGAUUAUUAUCAAGACCCUCGCCUGGGCCGUCGCCGUCGGCGCAGCCCGCGAGUUCGUCAGCAGCAUGCACUCCGCCUCCGUCCUCCGCCGCUGCGUCGCCAUUUUCCUCGACCGCGAUCCCGCCAGGCCCCGCGUCCCCACAGGACCGCGAGAGUGGGAGGAAUGGUACAACAGCUGAUGAGCAGCCGCCGCCGCCAGUCGACGACGAAAAGGUGGUCGACACCCUCAGGAGCGAGCUCAUGUUCACGAUCCCUCUACUGCUGGAGUUCCCAAAGAGCUACUGGAUCUGGAAAUACCGCUCCUGGCUCCUCCAGCAAGCCAUCGACAUACUACCCAAACCCAUCGCCCGUCGUAUAUGGGAGGAGGAGCUCGGCCUCGUGUCCAAGAUGCUGACCAAGGACCGCCGCAAUUUUCACGCCUGGGGCUACCGGCGCAAAGUCGUCGCCUCUCUCGAAAGCGCGGCGCUCGACGGCACGAGCCUGGUCGAGGCCGAGUUCGCCUACACGACAAAGAUGAUCAACACGGACCUGUCCAACUUCUCGGCGUGGCAUAACCGCUCUAACCUGAUACCCCGCCUGCUAGAGGAGCGCGGUGCCGACGACGCGGCGCGACAAAAGUUUCUAGAAGAUGAACUCGACCUCGUCCGCGAAGCACUAAACGUGGGUCCAGAAGACCAGUCUCUCUGGUUCUACCACCAUUUCCUCGUCCAAAACAUGACUGAGCCAGAUGGCCGGCCCAAGAUCGCGCCGAGUCUGUCAAGUACGGAAAAGGCAUCCUACGUGAGGCGUGAGAUUGAAGAUAUCAAGGACCUUUUGGAGGACUACGACGACAUUACGUGGAUAUAUAAGGCCCUGUUAGACUACACGAGGGCGCUGCCGCACAUCGAAGGAAGAGAGCUCAGCGAAGAAGAGACAGAGGAACUACAAACGUGGAUGACCAAAGUGCGCCAGCUGGACCCUAUGCGUAAUGGGCGUUGGAAGGACCUCGAGAAGGAGUGUAGUCUACUCUAGCCUUCCAGAGCAAACAAAUCCAUGUUCCAAUCGUGUGUGGUUCUAAAGCAAGCGGCGGCGUCACGAGGGGCAGGGUCGACUAUCAUUAUGUAUUAGGUAUAGGAGCGAACCAGAUGUACACGGCAGCGUAUCUACGUGCUAAAAAAGGUGAUGAUCACUUCCUGGCGAACUACAUGAGCACCACACAGAACGCUCAAGAGGCGCAUUUGCCCUUGAUUAGGCUGGCGUUCUCUCCUACCAACCCAUCAAAGUACGACAGCAGCGUCUCGACGGGAAUCAUAUCCAUCAGACCCAGUGCUGGGUGAGACGACUUGAGGACCUGGCCGCUCCAGAGGACUCUGAUGUACCAGCCACUCUCAACCGAGCCAGGCGUAGAUGUGGAUGUGGCCGUGGGAGGGUUCUUGGCGGCGGCGGCGGCGGCGGCGGCGGCGCCUUCAUCCGCUCCCCGCUUCUUGUACAGCUCAAAGACGACCUCGGAGCCCAUGC